This is a messenger RNA of Synchiropus splendidus (mandarinfish), 3354 nucleotides long. RefSeq names its product structural maintenance of chromosomes 5 (gene smc5). The record is from RefSeq and is a predicted model, not a curated record. Bases 45 to 3227 code for a protein of 1060 amino acids. Gene Ontology annotation, biological process: double-strand break repair via homologous recombination. Gene Ontology annotation, molecular function: ATP binding; ATP hydrolysis activity. NCBI's taxonomy places the organism in Eukaryota, Metazoa, Chordata, Actinopteri, Syngnathiformes, Callionymidae. Gene Ontology annotation, cellular component: Smc5-Smc6 complex. The transcript has 24 exons.
UGACGUAGAGCUGGCGUCACCUCCCUCUUCCCGCGCAGUCCAUCAUGGCGAAAGCCAAGAGGAAGCUUUGUGACGUGAUUGCCAGCGAUUCUCGCCGCGAAGACGAGGUGGAAGGAUUCGUACCCGGAGCCAUUCUGCGAAUAACCAUGACCAACUUCCUGACGUACAACUACGCCGUGUUACGACCCGGACCGAACCUCAACAUGAUUGUUGGAGCCAACGGAACCGGCAAGUCCAGUGUGGUGUGUGCCAUCUGCCUGGGUCUCGCUGGGAAGACCUCUGUCCUGGGAAGAGGCGACAAGGUGGGGCUCUAUGUGAAACGGGGUUUCAGCAAAGGCUCCAUUGAGAUUGAACUGUACAAGCCUCGGGGACGACUGGUCAUCACCCGGGAGAUUCAGGCUGACAACAAUCAGUCGCAGUGGAAGCUGAAUGGCAAACACUGCAGCCAAAAAGCAGUGGAAGAUGAAGUCAAGGCCCUUCAAAUUCAAGUCAGCAACCUUUGCCAGUUUCUGCCGCAGGAGAAAGUUGGGGAGUUUGCCAAAAUGUCCAAAAUCCAGCUGCUGGAGGCCACAGAGAAGUCUGUGGGUCCACCAGAAAUGUUUCAGUAUCAUUGUGAGCUCAAAAAAUUCCGUGACACUGAGAAGGAGAUGGAGCGCCAUUUGAAGGAAAAAAGCGCUUUUCUGGAGAGGCUCAAACAGAGAAACGAGAGAAACGGACAUGAUGUGAAUCGCUACUAUGAGAAGAAAAGGCAUCUGGAUUUAAUCCAGUUGCUUGAGAAGAAGAAACCAUGGGUGGAGUACGAGACUUGCCGUGGGGAGUUUGAGGGUGUUCAGAAGGAGCUGAAAGAAGCCAAAAGACGGCUCGCAGCACUCAAGCUGGCCCAGGCUCCCAUGCUGCAGAAACUCCAGACCAUUGAUGGCCAGCUCACGUCAGCUGCAACUCAUUUGAAGGAAAAGGCUGCCGCUAUCAAAGAGGCGUCGCUCCAUUGCAAACGGAAGCAAGAUGAGUUGGACAGAAAAAGUCAGCAGAUUGAGGACGUGAAACAAAUGCUGAUACUGAAGCAAACGGAGAAAGAAGACCAGCAGAAGCGAGUCAGGAACAUCCGUUUGACCAUCAAGGACUUGAUGGACGAGCUCACCAAAGCAAGCGACCGACCUGAUGUAACCCCAAAGCUAAAUGACGUCAACGAUGAGCUGCGGCGCAUCCAGAAAGAGAAGACCAAGGUAGAAGGAGGAAAGUUGGACCUUCGAAGGGAGCACACAAACAUCUGUGCAGACGGCAGAUUGAUAAAGAAGAAGCUUCUGGACAUGAUCAACCUGAUGGCUGUCAAGGAGGAGAGACUGCGGGCUUCCCACCAUGACACUCACGCUGCCAUGAUGUGGUUAAGGCAAAACCAGAACCUUUUCAGUGGACGUGUCUCGGAGCCCAUGGUGCUUUCUAUCAACGUGAGGGAUCAGAAGUUUGCCAAAUAUGUGGAGGACUACAUCCCAUUCCGGGAUCUGCGAGCGUUCGUCUUCCAGAGCAAAGAUGACAUGAACAAGUUCAUGAUUGAGGUCCGUGACAGAAUGAACUUAAAGGUGAAUGCUAUCGCUGCUCCUGUGGAGUCCUGUGCCCAGCUGCCACCAUCACGCAGUAUCGAGUCAUUGAGGCACUUUGGUUUCUGGUCCUACUUACGUGAGAUGUUUGAUGCUCCUGAAGAAGUGAUGAGCUACCUUUGUCGCCAGCACCAUGUGCACGAGGUUCCAGUGGGUGAUGAUCAUACCAAAGCUCAGAUCAAAACGGUGGUUGAACAACCAUAUUUGAAGGUGCUCUACACCAGAGAGGAGCGCUACGUGGUGAAGCGCUCCUACUAUUCUGGCCAAAUUAGCACGUGCAAUUCCGUCGUUCGACCAUCCCAGUUUCUCUUCAUCACAGUGGACACUGAGGAGAAGCAGAGGCUGGAGCUGCUGCUGAAGGACUGCGAGUCAAAACUGCGAGACACUGAAGAACAAAUUAAAGCUACGCAAGUUGAAACUGCUGCUUUGGAGUUGCAAGAAAACAAGUUGCUGGCAGAGAAGAAGCAACUGUCUGAAUUCAAGGGAAAAGUGAAGCAACUGGAGCAGAAAAUCCGUAUCAAACAAGAUAGUCUUGAGCAGAUGGAGAACAGCGGCAUCGACCUGAAGAAAAUAGAAGCGGAGGCCAAAGCGAGCAUUUCCAGUGCCAUCUCAGACAAAGUUGCUGUGGUGACAGGGUUAGUCGCCCAAAUGAAGCUAAGAGCCAAAUUCACCAUGGAGAAGGCCAAGCUGGUUCUGGAGAUGGUUCCUCUGAAGGCUGAGAAGAAAAAGCUGCAGCACCACUGCAGAGAAGGUUCUUCUGAACUCAAGAAUCUUGAGCAAAAAUGUCAGCAGCUGGAGAACCAGAAGAUGGCGCUGAGGGAGCGCAGCCAAGUCCAACUGGCCCGAGCCAGGCAAGUGUGUCACAUGUCCGACAAAGAGCCUCUGUCAGAAGAGCUUCGCAACGCAUUCUCCAAGCUGCCCAGCACACUUGAUGGCAUCGAGAGAAGUUUGAGUGAAGAACAGGCUUGUGCCGACUGCUUCGCUGGACUGGAUGAAAAUGUUGUUGAGGAGUUCAACAGAAGAGACCGAGAAAUAAAGCUCCUACAGACGGAGGUGGAUGAGAAGGUUGGAUCUUUGACUGCCUACAAAGAAAGCAUUUCACAGGUGAAGGAGCAAUGGCUGAUUCCUCUGAAGCAGCUGGUGGAAAAAAUCAGCAACAAAUUCAGUCUCUUCUGCCGCUCUAUGCAGUGUGUGGGAGAGGUGGAUCUGCACUCUGACAACAAGGAAGAGUAUGACAAGUUUGGCAUUCGGAUACGAGUCAAGUUUCACCACGGCAGUGAGCUGCAUGAGCUGACUGCUCAGCAUCAAAGUGGCGGUGAGCGCAGCGUGGCCACCAUGCUGUAUCUCCUGGCCUUGCAGGAGCUGAACCGCUGUCCCUUCAGAGUGGUGGACGAGAUCAACCAGGGAAUGGACCCGGUCAACGAAAGAAGGAUCUUCGACAUAGUCGUGCGGACGGCCUGCCAGGAGUCGACGUCGCAGUAUUUCUUCAUCACGCCCAAACUGUUGCAGAACCUGCCGUAUGCAGAUGAGAUGACUGUUCACUGUGUCUAUAGUGGCACCAACAUGAUCCCCGCUGAGGAAUGGGAUGAGAAGGCUUUUCUCUACCAGCGCCGUCACAGAAGAGCCACUUGAUCUGCUUUAAACACUCAAACAUCAGAGACAUCAUGACGCAACACACAGCAAAAUAUACUGCUUCAUGGCAAGCCAAAAGCAUGUGGGCUGAGGUUCACUUGUUUAGAAUAAACUGUACCCUGCAGAC